Messenger RNA from Mercurialis annua (annual mercury), 1974 nucleotides. RefSeq lists its product as uncharacterized. The record is from RefSeq and is a predicted model, not a curated record. Bases 1 to 1974 code for a protein of 657 amino acids. Gene Ontology annotation, molecular function: protein binding. Gene Ontology annotation, biological process: cell surface receptor signaling pathway. NCBI's taxonomy places the organism in Eukaryota, Viridiplantae, Streptophyta, Magnoliopsida, Malpighiales, Euphorbiaceae. The transcript is spliced from 2 exons.
AUGGCGGACUUCAUGAAGCAAAUCUUGUCAAAACCCAUCCAAUUAGCAAAUCGGGUAAUAAAGCUUGCGAAUGAAGUCAAUUUCUUCAAAGAAGAGUGCGAUCAGAUCACGCACCAGACCAAGGAGCUUGAAGCAAUCUUCAAUCUUAUGGUAGCCCAAGGCAGAUCCGUCUCCUAUCAACGGCCGCUACAACGAACCGUCGCGGAGACCGAGCAAGUCCUUGACGGAGUCAUCUCUCUCAUCCUCAAAUGCCGCGGCGACGGAAUCAUGAAACGCGUCUUCACGGUAAUUCCUACAGCUGCCUUUCAGAAAACGUUAUCUCAACUAGAAAGUUCCGUUGACGACUUCACUCAAAUCCUACGGCUGUUAGAGUUCUUGGAUAAUCAUUCUUAUGAUCAUCUUGAUCAUCCAAGGUUUUUUAGCGUCCCUCAUAUAUCCUAUCAGGAUCCUGAUAUUUUAGCGUUAUGGGAACUUAUAGAAACUGGAGACCAUCGUUUGCAUUUGAAUUGGAUCGACGGUUAUCUGGAUGUGGUUGCUGCUAGUUUGAAAGCAACUUCAACUAAUCUUCAAUUUCAUAACAUCCUUUGGACAGUAUGGCCGCUAAUCGGCAACCUAUAUCAUACUCCGCAAGAUCGUCGAUCGUUCGGGGUAAAGUUGCUUUUGUUGGUUUCUCAACUCAGUGAGCAGCACAAGAAAGUGAUUAUAGAAGAAGGGGCGAUCUCACCGUUGCUGAAAUUGAUGGAAGAGGGCGGAAUUGAAGAUCAAGAAACGAUUGCUAAGGUAAUCGGAACAAUAGGAUACAAUUCGGAAAGUGUGAAUCGCAUGAUUGAUGCGGGUGUUUUCUUGAAAUUUGCUCAAGUUCUCAAAGAAAGUCCUAUGAGGGUUCAAGCUGAGGUAGCUUCGGCAAUUUCUGAAAUUGCAGCAAAUUGCCCUGAAUCUCAAGAUGUGUUUUUGCAGCGUGAUAUAGUUUACUUGCUCAUUAAACAUCACCUUUCGUUUGAGACAGUUCGACUCGAUCAGAAUGCCUUUGUUCUCAAUAAAGCCACAUCGGUUCUUUCGAUAGUAAUGGCAAGAAGUCGACUAGAUAGACGAAAGGAGAUGGAUGAAAGUGAUGACAACAAGAACCACAAUCAACUUCCAAGUCGACAAAAUCCUUCACUUAGGAGCACGAGUUUAAAGGGCUGGGAAAUCGAAGAGCCUGAUACGAAGCACCAAAUGCAAGCGAUGACAGCUAGAGCAUUGUGUAACCUUGUCAAGGGGAACAUGUCUAUUUGCCGUUGCGUUACAGAGUCGAGAGCUUUAAUGUGGUCCGUGAUGCUCUUGGAUAUCGGAACUGUAAUACCCCGAACAGAGGAUCUUCAAUAUCAUUCAGCUAUGACAUUGAUGGAGAUAGCAGCAGUAGCAGAGGAAGAUACAGAAUUGAGAAGAUCCACGUUCAAGCGUGGUUCGCCUGUUUUUAAAGCUUUUGUAGGCCGACUUAUGAAAACUAUUGAAAACCCGAAUUCCAACCUUCUCAUCCCAUCCAUCAAAGCUAUUGGAAACUUGGCAAAGACAUUCAGAAUGACAGAGGCAAGAGUAAUCGAUUUGUUGGUUAGACUUCUAAAUGCAACUAAAUCUGAAGUUUGGAACGAGGUGGUAGUUAGGAACGAGGCGGUAAUUUCUCUCACGAAGCUCGCUUGCCCCGAAAACUUUCUUCAUGUUGACUACUCCAAGGAAAUCAUUAGGGCCGGAGGAGUAAAGCUAUUGGCUGAGCUUGUACGUCGUGAUAUGCAACUCUCGGCUUUACUUCUCCUAUGCUAUCUUGCGUUAGAUGUACCGGAACAUAAUGCGCUAGCGGAGGCUAAUGUGCUUGCUGUUCUAGAAUGGGCAGCCAAGCAAGCUUCGAUUACUCAAGAAAAACCAUUAGACUCUCUACUAACAAAGGCUAAAAGUAGAUUAGAGUUUUGUAGAAAAUCUGAUGGAUACAACCAUUAA